Molecule: messenger RNA, 3082 nt
Organism: Capra hircus (goat)
Lineage: Eukaryota; Metazoa; Chordata; Mammalia; Artiodactyla; Bovidae
Gene: WT1
Product: Wilms tumor 1
Exons: 10
Coding region: 685-1803 (372 amino acids)
Biological process (GO): regulation of transcription by RNA polymerase II
Cellular component (GO): nucleus
Molecular function (GO): DNA-binding transcription factor activity, RNA polymerase II-specific; RNA polymerase II cis-regulatory region sequence-specific DNA binding
Source: RefSeq, a predicted model, not a curated record
CCUGCAGGGAGCCGGUGUGAGCUUCUGGACUAAUAUUCCUCACUUGGCCAGGACCUCAGUUCAGAGACUACGGAGCCCUGCCUCCAGGAAAGGACCCCACCAUUGGGUUCAGGACUCAGAACUGAUCCUUAUCUUAGCUGGAGGAUGCUUUUCCCCCAGAGGCAGCUACGGUUUUGCAGAAGCCAGUGGGGUAAAUGUUUCGAGUACUUUGGUGACAGUAAUCACAGGAGACUACGUUUUUUUCAACCACCAACACGUGUUUUUUUUCCCCCUCACCUUCGGAAAGCUGGGGAAGAAUGCCGCGACAUUGCCUUCGGUUUCUCGGCAGGGAAACUGAGGCAUUGGACCCCGUGCGUACCAUGUAUGGAAAGGGAGGUACACUGUCAGGCACACUCUGAAACGAAAAGGUUUCCCGGCCUGGGACGCGAGGAAGUCGGCCCCUACAGUGAUGGUCACAGUCCGAUCCGCAGGGCGCGAGCUGGGUCCGAGGAAGGACGGAGGAAGGCGCAGGGUCGAGGCCCGCGGGCCCAACUUGAAAGGCCCCCAUUUUUUCCCCUCACCAGCUUUCCCGAGGGCUUUGGGUGUCAGUGGUGUCGGGUCGCGCAGCCUCAGACAGAUAACAUUACUCAGUAAUUACUCUCCCCCAUUUAAAGCCCAGGCCGUUUAACUGGCCCCGAGUAAUUAAUGAAAGUUGGUGCGCGGGCCUCUGAUUUACGGCUCCGAGUCAGCGCCGGGUCAGCCGAGCAGAUCCAUUGUGGUCGCCCGCCGCUGCCCCUGCGCGAGAACCGCGCUGUUUUGUUUUGGGGGGAGAACGACUUUCUCCGCCGAGCGGCUGAAAGUUUUCAUACUGGCGAGGUUCGGUGCAGAAGCCGCGGACGUCGUGAAAGACAAGGGCGAUACAGCACGGUAACCUUCGACGGCACGCCCAGCUACGGUCACACGCCCUCGCACCACGCGGCGCAGUUCCCUAACCACUCUUUCAAGCACGAGGACCCCAUGGGCCAGCAGGGCUCGCUGGGGGAGCCGCAGUACUCCGUGCCGCCCCCAGUCUACGGCUGCCACACGCCCACCGACAGCUGCACAGGCAGCCAGGCCCUGCUGCUGAGGACGCCCUACAGCAGUGACAAUUUAUACCAGAUGACCUCCCAACUUGAAUGCAUGACCUGGAAUCAGAUGAACUUAGGAGCCACAUUGAAGGGAGUUGCUGCUGGGAGCUCCAGCUCAGUGAAAUGGACAGAAGGGCAGAGCAACCACGGCACGGGGUACGAGAGUGACAACCAUACCACGCCCAUCCUCUGUGGCGCCCAGUACAGGAUACACACCCACGGCGUCUUCAGGGGCAUUCAGGAUGUGCGGCGUGUGCCUGGAGUGGCCCCGACUCUUGUCCGAUCGGCAUCUGAGACCAGUGAGAAACGCCCCUUCAUGUGUGCUUACCCAGGCUGCAAUAAGAGAUAUUUUAAGCUGUCCCACUUACAGAUGCACAGCCGGAAGCACACCGGUGAGAAACCAUACCAGUGUGACUUCAAGGACUGUGAACGAAGGUUUUCUCGUUCAGACCAGCUCAAAAGACACCAAAGGAGACACACAGGUGUGAAACCAUUCCAGUGUAAAACUUGUCAGCGAAAGUUCUCCCGUUCCGACCACCUGAAGACCCACACCAGGACUCAUACAGGUAAAACAAGUGAGAAGCCCUUCAGCUGUCGGUGGCCCAGUUGUCAGAAAAAGUUUGCCCGGUCAGACGAGUUAGUCCGCCAUCACAACAUGCACCAGAGGAACAUGAGCAAACUUCAGCUGGCGCUCUGAGGGUCCACAGCGGCCCCUGUCCUGCACCCCAGGCAGGACAGCACGUGAACUCCUUUCAAAGCUGACUGUAAGAUUCCUCCUCACUCGCCUGGCAGAGAAGGAAAUGGCAGUUGAUCUUUCUUCAUCCAGCGUCUGAGACAAGAUGCCUGUACUACUGGAUUCUACCAGGUUUGCCCAAAGGAGUUGGUCUCUGCUUAGCCAACUUUGAGUUGACUCGUAAGGCCCUGGAGAAGUGGCUCUCAGUGUCCAGUUAGUUAAAAGCCUGUUGCCAUUUGGUCUGGAUUUUCCACUGUAAGCAGAGCCACUGUUGGUGAUGUUCCCCCGCCCCUUCUCACUUUACACUCAUUUUCACGAGGAAUGGAGUCAUUGUACCAUUUUCCAUCAUAGAAUAUUUAUGGGCCCAGGCAUGUGGAUGUGUCUGCUAAUGUAAACUUUGUCAUGGUUUCCAUUUACUAACAGCAACAGCGAGAAAUAAAUCAGAGAGUAAGGCACUGGGGGUGAGUCCUGUCCGACAUUCCGGAGGUUAGGCAGGCUGCUAACCUGGACCAGGCAACUUUUAAAACUCAAGCAUUUCAAGCAGCUGGAAAAAAAAAUAAAUAAAUAAGAAUCAGAACUAACCAGUACCUCUGCAGAGAUAUCUGAAAGAAUCUUAGCAUUCAGUUAAUUCAUUGUUAACAUUAGCACAAUGCUCUUAAGAAAUCGUGCUUGAGGAUCUGAGAUUUUGUUUUUGUGUUUCUGUUUGACUUUGAGUUGUAAUCAUACACAUCUUCAGAGAUGUACGUAUCUCCUCACACAAAGGAAGUGGAAUUCAUUUUUAUCAUUUGGGGUGUCCUUAGAGUAUACAGACCAUGCUGGUUAUGUGGCUUCAAGUUGUAAAAAUUAAAAUGACUCUAAAAGAACAUAAGGGCUGGUCCAGAAUUUCCACUGAUAAGACUGUUCUUAAGUAACUUAAAUAACUUUGGGUCUCCAAGUAUACGUGAAAAAAAAAAAUGAGACUUAAUAGUGUGAGGAAAUCCAUUGUUUAAAGGUGGUUGGGUGUAUGUGUGUGUGUUUUGUUUUUAUUUUUUAAGGGAGGGAGUUUAUUAUUUACUGUUGCUUGAAAUUAUUGUGUAAAUAUAUAUAUCUGAUAAUGAUUUGCUCUUUGACAGCUAAAGUUAGGAUAUGUAUAAAUGUUAGACGCAUCACUGUUUUGGUGUUGAUCUUCCAACAUAUUGAUAACACUAAAAAUGUAACCUGCAUUUUUCACUUUGCUCUCAAUUAAAGUCUAUUCAAAAGGAAA